AUGACGUCUGAUUUGCGUCAUGGAAGGCAUUUAAUGACGCGGAUCAGGCGUCGUAACCCACGUCGUCAAAAGGGGGGUCAUGGAAACUUUUUCCAAGCACGACGUCUGUUCCGCGUCAUGGAAUGGGGUUUCAAUGACGCGGAUAGCGUGUCAUGGAAACUUUUUCAGAGCACGACAUCUAUCCCGCGUCAUGGAAUGGGGUUUCAAUGA
Prunus armeniaca (apricot) is the source of this 210-nucleotide messenger RNA. The record is from the annotation of a GenBank genome assembly. Lineage: Eukaryota; Viridiplantae; Streptophyta; Magnoliopsida; Rosales; Rosaceae.